Poecile atricapillus (Black-capped chickadee) is the source of this 2918-nucleotide messenger RNA. It is a transcript of the gene MOK, whose product is annotated as MOK protein kinase. Gene Ontology annotation, biological process: intracellular signal transduction; protein phosphorylation. Gene Ontology annotation, cellular component: nucleus; cytoplasm. The record is from RefSeq and is a predicted model, not a curated record. Lineage: Eukaryota; Metazoa; Chordata; Aves; Passeriformes; Paridae. Gene Ontology annotation, molecular function: protein serine/threonine kinase activity; ATP binding.
AUGAGUAUAUUUUUGUUUUUAAAAUACCAGUUGCUAAGGUAAGGAGAGGGAACAUUUUCUGAUGUUCUGGAGAAACUGAGUCUUAGGGAAGGAAAGUACUAUGCAAGUAAGCACAUGAAGCAACAUUUUGAAAGUGCAGAACAAGUGAAUAAUCUGAGAUAAAUACAAGCACUUAGGCGGCUGAGUCUACGUCCUACUAUCUUAUGUUUACAUAAAGUUGUUUUUGAUGAAAAUCCUGGCUCCCUUUCACUGGUACGUGAAUUUAUGGCCAUGAAUAUUUAUGAGCUGAUAAAAGGUAUGUAGCAUCUGCUUAAGAAACACAAAGUCUCCUUGUACAUGGAAGAGAUAUGGAAGUCUCUAGAUUGCAUACAUAGAAAUGUGAUCUUUCAGAGAGAUGAGCAACAAGAAAACAUAAUAAUAAAGGAAAUUAAUUCUAACACCCUGAAGUUAAGAGAUUUUGGAUCUUGUAGGAGUAUCUAUUCUCAGCAGGCACACAGUACUUCCCCACGCUGGUACUGAGCACCUGAAUGUUUGCUUACAAAUGGGCUCUAGAGUUACAAAAUUGGCAUGUGGAGUCCUGGCUGUGUUUUCUAUGAAAUCACAGGUUUCCAGCCUCUUUUUGGAUCUAAUGAGCUGGACCACAUUUCAAAAAUCCAUGAAGUGAUAGGCACUUCUGGUAACAAAACUCCAGAAGUUCAAGCAAAGAUGGUAUUAUUAUCACGCACUGUACUGAGGAUCAACGUGACAUUUGUAAGAAGAUUCUUGAAAAUGUGAAAAUAAUCUCAAGCAAACUUUCAGAAUCUCAACAGCAAGAAUGGAAAAACAUCUCAGCCCUGGCAAGAAUUUUUAUAGAAUAAGACUAAAGCACUUGAACAAGGCUCUGCAGGGAAACCUCUACUGCUGUUACUUGCACUAGGUGUGCUAAAAGAAGAGAAGAUUUCUCUUAGUAGGACUGAACAAAUACAUGACCCAAGUUUUAGUGGAGGAAGUGCUUUCUACCAGUAGAGUGAGAACACUCUAACAAAGGGAAACAGCAGAACACAUUGGUACAGCUAACUACUUCUUGUCAUUUUAGUGAACCUCCUGCUGCAUGGAUGCUGCUUUCCUCCAGUUCCAAGCAAAGAGUGUUCUCCUGAACAUAGUAUCUCAAAGUGCAGUGAAGGUAUGCAAAACCACAGUGACUGGCUGAGUUUUCCUGUUCUAUUUCAGUUAAUCAUCUCCCCACGUCUGUAUGCUUUCAUGUUAGCAGCUCUUACUGACAGAACUUCAACAAGGCAGUACAGUAUUUGUCUGAAUACAUAACAUAGGGGUUUUUUUUAUAGACAGACAGACAAAGAUAUGUGAAAGGUGUGAUGCUACACUUAGAAAAUGAAAUUAAGGACUGCAGGUCUAUAGGCAGGCAAUGCCAUGCAACAGUAACCUCCAAGUUCUUACCUUUGGAACACUAAGCAAACAGUCCCAUCAGCUUAUCCAGUGCUUUUUGCAGAGAGGAAGAUGGUGAGUUGCUUAGUGCUGAUAUAUUUAGAGUUGAGCAUAAUGAGUAGCAUUAAAAUUGAUGGUCUAAAAAUAGGUAACUAACUGGAUCCAUGGGAGCUUACUCUCCACUGUUUAUUUCUUACCAAAAAAGAAGACAAAUCCUACUACCCACAUUUGAUGGAUUGUUCUGACUCAGAUCUCUUGCCUAGCACUGUACAGGAGGUCAAAGCUCAGAUUAUCAAAACUAUAUUUCUGAUGAGAUACAUUAAUUGUAUUGGUUGCUUCCUGUAAUCUGUUUCUGGAAGCCUCAAACCACAGAUGCUGAAGUUUAAGUAUUUUGACUAAAAAAUAUAAAAUUCCAUUAAACUAUGUUUUCACAAGGUACCUCUCUGAUUUCAAAAGUGUUACUGCCACUGUUUGCUUCCCUAAGUAAUAUAUCAGGUAGGUGUAUUCAUAUACCAGGAAAAAUAUGAAGUCAGAAUUUUUGUAAGUUUUAACCAGGAGAGAAAAGGCUGCCAGAAUAACAUCUUGUGUAUUAUCACAUUCUCUGUAUCUGGGGCAGUCAGUUAUAAUGAGAAUGGCAAUUUCAUGUUCAAGAGAUCAUUUUUGUUGUAAAAUUGCAAAUUCAAAGUGAAGAACCACAUUAGAUUCUUCUUCCAUUUUUUUUAUGCUUUCAGGUGGAUCUUACUCAGUUUGGCACAUACAGUACCUCAAGAAUAUUUAUUUCCUAACAAGUUCUUUGCUGUUAGACCUCUGUAGACAACUUACACUUCUCUGGCUGUUGGAUGAAUAGGCAAACUUGAGUUUUUCCACCUGCUUUAUAGUUAAAAUACACCCAAUUUAAACUAUGAACUGGCAAAUAUAGUUCCUAAAGUUCCAUACUGAGAUGAUCUGUGUUCUGCUCACUUUUAAUUAUUUUUUUAAUGUAGUAGGAAAAAUAUUUUUAUUAAAAGCUGUAUCUACAGUAGAGGUCUUAAGUUCCUUCCAGGUAAGUUAUUAGUAUACUGUUUCUUACUAAAAGAAUUUUUUUUCCAUAUGGAAUAGAGUGUGGUGUGGGCAGUUCAAGCUUCUAGAUGACUGCCCUAAUAGUAAAGAAGAAGCUGAAAAAAGAAAACACACACACAUUCCUUGUGUGCUGCUGGACUAUGGUUUGUGGCAGGGACAUACUCUGCCAACACGGAUGUGAGUAGCUGCUGUUGUUCCCCUGAUGUUGGAUAUUGAAAUUCUUUCCCCACUGGUUUUGUAUUUUUCUGGCUAAAGGAAAAAAUUCUUUUAAAGUUAUUGCAUAUUUUCUCAACUGUUUCAUUUUGACUGAGACCAUAUGAAGCACUUACACAGAAGAAGUCUACGGGGAGAUAACUACACUAGUUUUCAGUGAUGAGGUUUAUCUGUAUUUUAACAGUUAAACCCACUAUGUUAAUAAAACAACUUCUGAAAAACAA